AAAUUUUGUGAAGUUUGAGUGAAAAAUUUAAACCUAAAGUUAUUUAACUUGAUACUUCUAACAAAAUGUUAGAAAAAUCUAUCAACAUUGAGAGAAAAUUGGAAGAAACGUUGGAAAAAUUAGGAAGCAUUAAAACUAUUGACAAAUUUAAUAAUGAGAAAAAAAUUGAAGUAAAGGAUAAUUAUUGGCCGCAAUAUCUUGCUGUUUUUACAGCGGCUUUAUCAUAUUAUAAUCGUGGAUUACAUUCUGCAUGGACAUCUCCAGCUCUGCCCAAAUUACUGACGAAUGGCACAGAAAUAGAUUCAUAUUUUCCAAUUUCAAGUACGGAAGGUUCUUGGAUUGUUGUUUCGUAUUCGGCAAGCAUAUCUGUUGGAGCACCAUUAGCUGCAUAUUUAAUUCACAGUAUUGGACGAAAAAAUACAAUUCUUCUUACUGCAUUUCCAACGCUAUUAGCUUUUUUACUAAUUGCAUUCGCCCCAUCCAUUGAAUGCUUUUACGUAGCACGCAUAUUAGCUGGUAUAUCAGAAGGUUUAGCUAAUAUUGCUUUACCUGUGUAUGUUGGUGAAGUUGCACAAGCUAAAAUACGAGGUUUUCUUGGAUCUAUUACCGCAAUAUUUUUAACGCUUGGAUUAUUAUCCGUAAAUGUGAUUGGAUCAUAUACAACAAUUUUCCAAACAUCAAUGAUAUUAUCAAUAUUUCCAAUAUUAUUAAUUGGAACAUUUUAUUGGAUGCCCGAGUCACCAUAUUAUUUAAUGAUGAAAAAUGAUAUUAAUUCAGCGGAACAAUCAUUGAUUAAAUUACGUGGAACAAAAAUGGUACAAGAGGAAUUGAAACUGAUUCAAGUAACCGUAGAAAAACAAAUGGCAAAUGAGGGAACAUUUAAAGCAUUGUUUUGUGUUCGUAGCAAUCGACGAGCAUUACUAUUAGCUUUGGCUAUGGAAACAGUAUUGCAAUUAAGUGGUAUUCAAGCGAUAUUAGCAUACACUCAAAUUAUUUUCAUCGAAUCCGGAGAACAAAUCACAUCAGAAAUGUCAUCAAUUUUGUUAAUGAUCAUACAAUUAAUUGCAUCAAUUUCCGCCACAAAUUUUGUUGAUAAAUUAGGACGUAAACCAUUGUUAAUGAUUUCUUGCGCCGGAUGUGGAAUUGCUUUAAUGUUUGAAGGUCUUUACUUUUAUUUGCAAUAUAUUGGAUACGAUUGUCUACACAGUUUCAGUUGGGUACCACUUUCUGCCUUAAUUCUUUACAUAAUUGUGUAUAGCAUGGGCUUAGCAAUAAUCAUUAACAUAUUAUUAGGGGAAAUUUUUGCAGCAAAUGUUAAGGGUAAAGCAAUUGGAAUCAAUACUAUUUUGUAUGGAAUUUUAGCAUUUUUUGUAUCAAAAUUAUUCCAAAUAAUGACUGAUCAUGUAGGUAUGUUUGUACCAUUUUGGAUUUAUGGUAUAUUUUCGUUAUCGGCGGUAGUUUAUAUUUAUUACUGUGUACCAGAAACCAAAGGAAAAACAUUAGAUGAAAUUGUGGAAUGGUUUGAAAAAUCGUAAUAAAUACAACAUGUAUUUCCUUUUUCAAUAAUUAAGGGUGUCCCUUUUUAUUUAAAUAUCCAAUUUUUAGUAUUUUCAAAAAAUAUUCGACAUCCAGUGACUGAAAACUGUUCUUUAAACUAAGAACAGUUGGAAUGUAUGACAUUCUGUACUCUCAAACAGCGACAAAUAAAAAUUUCGUAAGAGCUGGGAAGUAGCCUCGAAGAAGUUUCAGAGCAAGGCGUUAAUUGUACAUAUAAUUUAGAACGAUAAUUUUUUUAGAAAUAAAUAGGCAACUUAAAAAAUUUUGCUUUGCUUUGAGACUUGAUCUCUAACAGCAAAUCUGCUCCCAACAUAUAAAUGUGAUUUUGAAUGUUUAUUUGAAUACAAUGUCAUAUUCUUGUAAAUGCGCAAGUUAGUUAAUUUAAUAAGUUUGUUAAGUGUUAAUUAGAUAAGGGUGGCCUUCAGCCACAUUUUUUUUUUUAUACAAUUUACAAACUUCGAUUAUAGGU
Chrysoperla carnea is the source of this 2026-nucleotide messenger RNA. Its product is annotated as facilitated trehalose transporter Tret1-like. Gene Ontology annotation, cellular component: membrane. Bases 66 to 1535 code for a protein of 489 amino acids. Gene Ontology annotation, biological process: transmembrane transport. NCBI's taxonomy places the organism in Eukaryota, Metazoa, Arthropoda, Insecta, Neuroptera, Chrysopidae. Gene Ontology annotation, molecular function: transmembrane transporter activity. The record is from RefSeq and is a predicted model, not a curated record. The transcript is spliced from 3 exons.